AGGCGAGUAUCCACUCUCCACUUUGCCCACAGUCAAAUCCAAACGCACCGAAAAUCCAAGGAAACUUUUCUGGCCGAACAGAGUCAUCAAUUCUCAAAUCUUCAACCUCUUAACACCGAACUUCCCACAGAACUCGAAGGCUCAGUCUCCGCCCAAAAUCGCGGUUAAAUCGAUUGAUUUCUCGUGUUCUUCUCAUCUCUCGUAAGUCUAUUCUCUUGAAACAUUCGCAUAUCAUUGUCGAAAUAUUUAACGUCGCCGAAUUACCGUACUCGCUCACCCCGCGGUCACCCCUCAUCGCAAAAAUCAAUUCGCAUAAGAAAAGGACCUGUGCUAACAAAGGGUUGCGCGCAGAACAAAUCAGAAAAAAUGAAGCACCUCGCAGCUUACCUCCUCCUCGGCCUUGGUGGCAACACCUCGCCUUCUGCUUCCGACGUUAAGGAAGUCCUCGAGUCCGUCGGUAUCGAGGCCGACAGCGAGCGCCUAGAGAAGCUCCUCUCCGAGCUAGAGGGCAAGGACAUCAACGAGUUGAUCUCCGAGGGUUCCAGCAAGCUUGCCUCCGUUCCCUCUGGCGGUGCUGGCGGUGCUGCCUCUGGUGGCGCUGCCGCUGCCGGUGGUGCUGCCGCCGCCGAGGAGAAGGCCGAAGAGAAGGAAGAGGAGAAGGAAGAGUCCGACGAGGACAUGGGCUUCGGUCUGUUCGACUAAGCGGAUAUCGUACAUGGUUGCGACAACGAAGUCAUGCGUUUUCGGGGAGGUGGCACGGAAAUGGGCAGUGGUCUUGCAUGGUAUUCGGCGUGGAAGGGUCUGCGUUUGAUCAACUAAGGCAUUUAGAGACGGUUAAGGAAAAAUACAGUGCUGCUUCUCCGAG
Molecule: messenger RNA, 865 nt
Organism: Daldinia loculata
Lineage: Eukaryota; Fungi; Ascomycota; Sordariomycetes; Xylariales; Hypoxylaceae
Product: 60s acidic ribosomal protein-domain-containing protein
Exons: 3
Coding region: 367-702 (111 amino acids)
Biological process (GO): cytoplasmic translational elongation
Cellular component (GO): ribosome; cytosolic large ribosomal subunit
Molecular function (GO): structural constituent of ribosome
Source: RefSeq, a predicted model, not a curated record